UCGGAUAAAAAUAGAUUGACACAUACGUUUAACAUCACUAUUCAAUCAAGGAUUGAGCAUUCAACUUUAAUUACAAUAGAUAGAUUGUAUUUGUAAGUUGCAAAGUCCAUAAAAAAUCAAUAGAUUUAGCUCUAAUAAAACAGUGUGAAAGUUUAAACAUAUUGCACUAUAAUUAUAGGAUACUACGAUUAUAUUAGUUGAAAUUAGGGUUCGUAAUUGAACCAUCUGCGUUAAAUAGAAUGGAAAAAGGUGGGAACCCCCCUCCAUAUGGCUGGAGCAAUGCCAACACCCUGCAGCCACCCCCGGCUGCGCCCCCGAGCUAUUCGCAAGCUGUCGGGGGCGUGGGACCUUCGAGUCCCUACACUCCACAAUACCCGCCAUCUUCUGGCCCCCAGAUAGUCACAACUGUUGUGCCCGUCGGACCACAUCCAACUCACAUGAUAUGCCCUAGUUGUCACGCAGAAAUAGACACCGAUACCCAGACCAAACCGGGACUCAUUGCUUAUAUAUCUGGAGCAAUUAUAUUUCUUCUAGGGUGCGUGUGUGGGUGUUGCUUGAUACCUUGUUGCAUAGACAGCUGUAUGGAUGUGCACCACAAAUGUCCUCACUGCGGAGCUUACCUCGGACGUUAUCGACGAUAAAUACACACCUAGCUAUAUAACUAAUAUCGUUACAUGAUACUAGAAGAUGGUCGUCACUAAUCUUGAAACUAAGGCAUCUAACAAUGAUCUGAAAUAGAAUUCUCAUUAUUGAAAAAUAAGUAAGUUUAUUAUAUUUCUCGUUGGUCCAACUGUGUAUAUUUUUAUAACUGGUUUAUUUAUUCUGUAUUUUUAUAUGCUUGUAUUUCUUAAACAAUAUUGGACUUAGUAUUUAUUAAUGAUGUCUUAUUUUGAAGACCAGCAGCUACGUUUAAUUUAUAGUAGCAACUGGCAAAAUAAAAUUUUCUAAACUUUACGAUAUCUUAUAAGUGAAGGGUCGAACAGUAACAGCGACUAUUGCUGUUAUAAUAGAAUAAAUGAGUUGACGCAUUUUUAUACUAUCAUGUCUUUAAUAUUUUUAUUUCUCAUUUUGUUAAGAAGUAUUAAGAUAUGUUGUGUUUUUGUUGCACUGCCAUUGUUUCGCAUUUAGAAAAUAAUUGAAUGCGCCUAAUCAGUUUUAAACUGUGUGCGUAUGUACAAUAUUAUUUAAUGUCAAUGCAGAUAUGUUGAUAAAUCAUAUUCCAAUAUAAUGUAAUUUAUUAUUAAACUAAAAACAUAUCUUAAGUAUUUUGCAUACUACUAAUAAAAAUUGUCUCAGUAACACGAUAAUAUGCAUAUUCCCUACUUAUCUAUUCAAGUUUAUAUAACUGAAACCUUUGUUGAAAACUAACAUUUUUUGAACUUCUAACAGUUACCAAGUUUACAAGUGUCUCAUAUAUACUGUUAAUGUUAGUUAUUUAUACUUGUAUAUCUUAGUCUAAUAUAUAUACGUAGAUACAUUUCAAAAUUUUAUGGUUUAAAAUUACCACCAAAUAUUUACAUUGCAUGUGAUAAAAACUAGUGUUUUACAAAUCUACAGAAAAAUAGCUAAUGUUUACAGUAUUGUAUUAAUAGAUAUUUAUAAAGAUGUACUUUAAAUACUACUUAUCAGAAAUACAGACAUCUUAACCAUACAUCUUUACACUGCAAUAUCUAACUCCCUAUCCCAUUGCUAGUAGCAACGUGAUAUUUGAACUUAUAAAUGUUGCUAAUGAUUUUAUGUGAUAAUUACUGUUUCACUGUAAACAGCACUGCCCGUGGCCUGAGUGUGGCCAUGUCUCGAAAGGCAGGCAUUUCAAACAAAUUAUCAAAAAAUAAAAAAUAUGCAUGACAAAUGAAUAUUUGAACGAUUGAUAAAUUACGCCGAAAUAAAAAAAAUAUUUGUGUAAGUACAUAA
Manduca sexta (tobacco hornworm) is the source of this 1914-nucleotide messenger RNA. Its product is annotated as LITAF domain-containing protein. NCBI's taxonomy places the organism in Eukaryota, Metazoa, Arthropoda, Insecta, Lepidoptera, Sphingidae. Gene Ontology annotation, molecular function: zinc ion binding. The coding region runs from base 240 to 641 and encodes 133 amino acids. The record is from RefSeq and is a predicted model, not a curated record. The transcript has 4 exons.